AUGGUCAUUCUCUCUGCGCUAGCCUGCGUCUGCAUCCCUGCCCCUCUCUGGGAGCCAGUCUCUGCCCCAGGAGGACACCUGUCCUCACACCUGCCCCAGGGCUCACUCCUAGUGGACACAGGCCUCCAUACCUCCCCCGACAACCAGCAGCAUCUGCUCACAAACCCCCCCACCCCCACCACGGCCGCGUCCACCCCGUCCGUCUGCUCCAGCGCCCUGAGCUGGCAGCGGCUCUGCCUGCUCGGUUCCUGUGACUCCUGCACCGGCUCCUGCUGGCAGGUGGACGACUGCCCAGAGAGCUGCUGUGCCCCCUGCUGCGCCCCCAGCUGCUGCGCCCCGGCCCCCUGCCUGACCCUCGUCUGCGCCCCAGUGAGCUGUGUGUCCAGCCCCCGCUGCCCACCAGCCUGCACCAGCUCCUGCACGGCCCCGUGCUGCCAGCAGUCUAGCUGCCAGCCCUCCUGCUGCACCUGCUGCCCCUGCCAGCGGGCCUGCUGUGUGCCCGUCUGCUGCAAGCCUGCGUGCUGCACACCUGUGUGCUGCACACCUGUGUGCUGUGAGGCUGCCCCCUGCUCAGCCCCCUCAUGCUGCCAGCCCACCCCCCGCCCCUCGUCCUGCUGCAGACCCUCCUCCUCCGUGUGCCUGCUCUGCCGCCCCGUGUGCUGCCCCGCCUGCUGUGCCCCCACCCCCUCCUACCAGCCCAGCUGCUGCCGCCCGGCCUCCUGGGUGUCCCUGCUCUGCCAGCCCGUGUGCUCCUGCCCCGCCUGCUGCGUCCCUGCCUCAGUUUCCCCUGCAGCCUCCAGCCCAGAGAAUCCUGCUCACCUGGAGACCCCUGCAGCCUCCACCAGUGAAGGACGGCAGCAGGCAGGUGGACGACUGCCCAGAGAGCUGCUGCGAGCCCCCUGCUGCACCUCCUCCCCCUGCCAGCAGGCCUGCUGUGUGCCCGUCUGCUGCACACCUGUGUGCUGCGAGCCCGUGUGCUGUGAGGCCACCCCCUGCUGCAGACCCUCCUCCUCCGCGUCCCUGCUCUGCCGCCCCGUGUGCCGCCCCCCCUGCUGCGUCCCCGCCUCGGGCACGUCCUGCUGCUGA
This is a messenger RNA of Eubalaena glacialis (North Atlantic right whale), 1086 nucleotides long. RefSeq names its product keratin-associated protein 10-8-like. Gene Ontology annotation, cellular component: keratin filament. The record is from RefSeq and is a predicted model, not a curated record. Lineage: Eukaryota; Metazoa; Chordata; Mammalia; Artiodactyla; Balaenidae.